Messenger RNA from Trematosphaeria pertusa, 750 nucleotides. RefSeq lists its product as uncharacterized. Gene Ontology annotation, cellular component: cytosolic small ribosomal subunit; ribosome. Gene Ontology annotation, biological process: translation; ribosomal small subunit assembly; maturation of SSU-rRNA from tricistronic rRNA transcript (SSU-rRNA, 5.8S rRNA, LSU-rRNA). The transcript has 5 exons. Bases 41 to 496 code for a protein of 151 amino acids. Gene Ontology annotation, molecular function: small ribosomal subunit rRNA binding; mRNA 5'-UTR binding; structural constituent of ribosome. The record is from RefSeq and is a predicted model, not a curated record. NCBI's taxonomy places the organism in Eukaryota, Fungi, Ascomycota, Dothideomycetes, Pleosporales, Trematosphaeriaceae.
CACCACCUAGCCGCACGUCAAAGCAUAUAUCUCAGUCAAGAUGCCGCCAAAGAAGAAGGUCGAGCGCAAGGCCGAGGAGAACAUCCAGCUCGGUCCCCAAGUCCGCGAGGGCGAGCUAGUCUUCGGCGUCGCACGCAUUUUCGCCUCGUUCAACGAUACCUUCGUCCACAUCACCGAUCUUUCGGGGAGAGAGACCAUCAGCCGAGUCACGGGCGGAAUGAAGGUCAAGGCCGAUCGUGAUGAGUCUUCUCCGUACGCCGCCAUGUUGGCAGCCCAGGACGUCGCGGCUAGGUGCAAAGAGUUAGGCAUCACCGCCCUACACGUCAAGAUCCGAGCCACCGGCGGAAACGGCACCAAGACGCCCGGCCCCGGCGCUCAGUCGGCUCUGAGGGCUCUUGCUCGUGCGGGAAUGCGUAUUGGACGCAUCGAGGACGUCACCCCGACACCAUCUGACAGCACACGCCGUAAGGGAGGUCGCCGUGGUCGCCGUCUCUGAGCAUAUGCGCUAUUUCUUUGGGGGUUUGUGGAGCAUGGCAUGGCCUGUCUCAUGGGCCUCGUGAUGAGAAUCAAAAUUACGCGGGGAACGGUUACGACCUGGUCUCCAUGUUGAGCUUGGCUUAUCGAACGAUAACGUCGAGGUAAUGCAACAGAAUGUUCUCAGUCUGAAUCGAUGCCCUUGCCUUGCACUGGAAUGCGUCCGUCCAACAAUGUGACUAUGCUUUUAUACACUACAAUAUCUAUGUCGGUGUC